GUUCCGUCGUGUGUGCUGGCACACAGUGGCACUACAAUUUUUUUUUGUCCAUUAAAUUUAAAAUUUUCAAUCAGCUCUCGUAUUCUUUCUUUAGCAACCAGUAAAUCAGAAAGAUCCACUAUGAACCCAGCUGUUUCCAACAUCGUCAUCAUGCUUGUCAUGAUGCAAUUGGCCAAGAGAUUAGACUUUGAAGACCCCGAUGUCUUGUUCUACACUCGUGCCGCCUAUGUUUCCUGCCAAUUGGUUGCAUUUGCCAUUUACUUUAUUGUUAGGGCCAAGAUCAAUGCAAAGAAUGAUUUGACCACCUUGAAAUACGUUGAACCAGCCAACCCACUCUCUGGUGACGCCGAACCAAAGGCUGUUGUUACCACUGUCAAGGAGUACGACUUGCAACAAGUCAACACCCAAGUCAAGGGUAUGUUUACUGGUUUGGCCAUGAUGGCCUUCAUGCACCUUUACAUGAAGUACACCAACCCAUUGUUUAUGCAACUUAUCUCCACCGUUAAGUCUGCUUUGGAAUCCAACAUUGUCAAGAUUCACUUGUUUGGUGCUCCUGCCAGCGGUGACUUGAAGAGACCUUUCAAGGCUGCUCCUGGAUUCAUGGAUGCUUUAACUGGUGCUGGUGCCGUCAAGACCGACAAGCAAUCCAUCGAAGAAGCCGAAGUCAGUGGUGCCGGUGGUAUUAAAGAAGAUUAGGGAAUAAAACUAAAGCAAACCUUAUAUUUUUGUUCUAUAUAUUUCACUUCUGUUUUACUAAUAUACAUUCCUGUUCUUUA
Molecule: messenger RNA, 776 nt
Organism: Spathaspora passalidarum NRRL Y-27907
Lineage: Eukaryota; Fungi; Ascomycota; Pichiomycetes; Serinales; Debaryomycetaceae
Gene: PHO88
Product: Pho88p
Exons: 1
Coding region: 121-696 (191 amino acids)
Biological process (GO): protein targeting to ER
Cellular component (GO): endoplasmic reticulum; mitochondrion
Source: RefSeq, a predicted model, not a curated record